GAUGGGGAGUAAGCACUCACGUCAACGACCAGCUGUCACCAUACAGUUUCACUCGGAAGAGCUGGCGGAGAUCGAUGGAUUGUUCGCUGCCAUAACAGGGGGCUUGGAGACAAUAUCCAAUGGAAAGACCAAGAGAACUUUUCCAAUCCCUAUCAAUUCUGACAUGCUACAGGCUUAUGCUGGGGAAGCUUUGCCUGAGAAGAUGGUAAUCAAGUUGUAUGAUGCAAUGAGGAAAACUGAACCUAACGGCAGUAUAAGGAACCCUAGUGAAUACGUCUCAAAGGAACAGUUUGUGAAUUUGUUGUCACAGGCAUUAAAAGGAAAAGUAGGGGAUAAGAGCCUAGUGAUCCAGAAAAUGCUGAAUGUCACUCCUGAAAAAAUGAAAGUGUUCCACGUCAAAGAGUUUACAGAGGAUCUGAUUAGCUCUGUAGUCCAUGUGCUGGAUUUCAGAAAUGAACUGAAAGGUUGGAUUAUGAACAAAAGUGAAGAUAUGACUUCUACUGUGAAGGCCUUGGCUGAACAACUGCUCUUACCUCUGAAACAAAAAGAGAAGAACUCAGGAGAAGAGAGGAGUGAUUGGGAUUUUGAUGGUGAAGGAAAACGAAGGCAAGAGCGAUUUUUGGAAUGCACCGAUGGCAGUUGUAUCGAGGAAUGGCUGUUUAAAGUGCCCCAGAUCAACAUCUUUUUAAAUAUGAUCAUCAGGCGUGGAUUCCUUGUUUUGAAUUCUCAAGGAGAGUUUUCCAAUUUCAUCCCAGAGUGUAAAGAUGCCAAAGAAUUAAAGAGCCUCCUUAACAUUCCUGCCAUUAUUUACAUCAACACUCACCUGCCUUUAAAUUUGCAGCAGUCAUGGAGACUGGUCUAUUCUUCUCAUAUUCACGGCCUCAGCUUUACCCAGUUUUGUGCGAGUAUUAUAGACAAAGGUCCCUGCUUAUUGGUGAUAAAGGACUCUGAUGGCUUUAUAUUUGGUGGCUUUUCCUCUCAUUCAUUGGAGCUGAAGAGCCAAUUUCAAGGGGACUCCAGAUGCUUCCUGUAUACCAUUUCUCCCAACAUUGCAGUGUAUAAAUACAGUGGAUACAAUGAUCAUUAUAUGUAUUUAAAUAAUGGACAGCAUACUAUACCAAAUGGAUUGGGUAUGGGAGGUCAAUUUGAACAUUUUGGGCUUUGGAUUGAUUCUGAUUUUGGGAAAGGACACAGCAAAGCAAAUCCAAGAUGUUCUACUUACAAUAGUCCUCAACUAUCAGCCAAUGAAAACUUUCAUUUGGAAGCCUUAGAGGUAUGGGCACUUGGGAGUUUCGUGCCUACCAGGUUAUCCAAAAAGAGGAGUGUUCUGGAUCCUGAAAAGGAUGUGCACACCCUGUUAGAAAUGAUUGGGAAAAGACAUUACUCUGAUAUACGAAGAAGAAGGUCAAAUUUAGAAGAGGAUUCAGAGGAUUAA
Gracilinanus agilis (Agile Gracile Mouse Opossum) is the source of this 1435-nucleotide messenger RNA. RefSeq names its product MTOR associated protein, eak-7 homolog (gene MEAK7). Lineage: Eukaryota; Metazoa; Chordata; Mammalia; Didelphimorphia; Didelphidae. The transcript is spliced from 8 exons. Gene Ontology annotation, biological process: TOR signaling. The record is from RefSeq and is a predicted model, not a curated record. Bases 2 to 1435 code for a protein of 477 amino acids.